AUGCAAAUCACCUCGGCGAAUCCGUUGACAGUCCGCCUGGGGAAUAAGACAUGGACUCUGCGCGGGCUCUCCCAUUUCCUCCAUCUCCCCCAUAGUGAAGGGGAUACGCGCAAGGAUCCCUCGGGAUUCCUGUACCACGAGCAGGAAGCCGAGCUUUGGAUCUGCCUGGCCCAACAGCUUCUGAACAGACGUACCGGGAGCAUUCUCAUUAUGUCCCCCUACAGAGCCCAAGUCGCCCUGGUGGACCGGCUUUGGGACCAGAGGUUCUCUGAGCUUCGGCCCCGCCCUAGGAUUCAAACCGUGGAUGCGUCCCAGGGGUCGGAGGCUGAUGUUAUCGUCGUCUUGAUUACAUCGAUAUCCUACCCACCUGGAAACUCAAUUCUUAUGGCUGAGGCGGUAGAUGACCGGUCACAAAAGCAUAGCUGGUUAAAGCAAUACAGACCAAUUCGUGGGAAAAACGACCUUGGUCUGGUUCGCCGCGAGACCCUCACCAGCUUUCUUUAG
Messenger RNA from Aspergillus piperis CBS 112811, 504 nucleotides. RefSeq lists its product as uncharacterized. Bases 1 to 504 code for a protein of 167 amino acids. Gene Ontology annotation, molecular function: 5'-3' DNA helicase activity. NCBI's taxonomy places the organism in Eukaryota, Fungi, Ascomycota, Eurotiomycetes, Eurotiales, Aspergillaceae. The record is from RefSeq and is a predicted model, not a curated record. The transcript has 3 exons.